Messenger RNA from Lineus longissimus, 1442 nucleotides. Its product is annotated as protein rolling stone-like. NCBI's taxonomy places the organism in Eukaryota, Metazoa, Nemertea, Pilidiophora, Heteronemertea, Lineidae. The coding region runs from base 316 to 1155 and encodes 279 amino acids. The record is from RefSeq and is a predicted model, not a curated record. Gene Ontology annotation, cellular component: membrane. The transcript has 5 exons.
AGCCCAUGUUGAGGCCUUUGUUGAUGAUCUCGACCACUCAAUAAUAUUAUCAUAACAUGACCUGAAAAUGAAAUGAGACAUUUACAUGAGGAAUGUACCAUUGAGUCUUUCAGUGUAUGGCGUGUAUGAUAGUCAAAAUGUGGAUUUGACAUCAAGAGCUCUGAUUUCUCUUUAUCGAAGGGCACCAAAUUCGAAGUAAGGAUAUGCUACUCCUUCACUAACAAGCUAACUUCGAAUUAAUGUGCAACCUCUAUUAAACUUGGAGUAUAACAUCUUCUCGUGGACCACUUGGUAUCAGUGACUAGACGACCCAAGAUGAAGACAUCAUGUGCGGAGGGCUGCAAGAUCGACUUUGGGUGUAUCUCGCGGAACUGGUGCUGCAGGGGCACCGAUGAUAAGGAUACAGAGACGAAUGAGGACACCGAUCCGGUGCCUCUUCAAUUCGGCACCUCUCAGUGGAAGUGCGGCCCGCCCAUCCUCUUCCUCCUCCUCCACAGACUCCCCUGGGCCAUGUUCUGGCUCGGCUACUUCAUCUACGACAUUCAGCAACGGAUCAGCCACGAGUUUUACUUCGAGUUUGUGACAAAAUGGAACCUCAUCAUCGUGGUCUUGAAUGCUUUGGUCGGACUCAUCGUCGCCGCUAUCAUGCAAGCUGGACGCAUGAGGGAGAAAUGGAACCAUUUCCUGGGAUUUUACUGGGUCCUGUGGAGCACUGCGUCUGCCAUUGCACCAACUGUGACACUUAUAUUUUGGGCACUUAUAUACGACCCAGCCAAGGACAAUAUCGACUUCAUCUCAAUCGUCACUCACGUCCUCAACACCGUCUACACCCUCCUAGAUGUAAUGGUAGUGGCGAUCCCACUCAGAGCCUACCACUUCUACUACGCCGAAAUAGUUGCAACCAUCUACAUCAUAUUCUCGGCAAUCCACGAAGUAACCGCCAACAAAUUAAUCUACCCUGUCUUCAAUUUUCAAGAGAAACCUGGCCCCUCCAUGGGGUUUUAUUUCGGGGGUCUUGUAAUUGAGAUUGCCGUGUGGUUCUGUAUUUUCGGACUUUACAAACUCCGAGUGUUUAUUGCUGAGAAAUGCGACAGCUGUCAGAGGAACAUGCAAGUUGAAGACGUAGAAACACAGGUUGUGACGACAAACGUAUAGGGACAACUGUGUUUUACUCUUCCAGCUGCUUAUCAGUUCUACUCUGUUGUGACUUACUCUUCCAGCUGGUUAUAAGUUCUACUCUGACGUUCAGGGACAGUUGCUCUUCCUGCAUGCUGGUUAUCAGCUGACGACAAAACGUACAGGGAACUCUUCCAGCUGGUUACUAUAAGUUAAGUUCUACUCUGAUGACAGUUUGUUACCAAGUCCACUCUUCCAACCGGUGUAGCAGUAAAAAAAUGUCCCCCUGAAAAAAAUGGUUCGCCCCAAUUGUUUUCUCUGUGUCG